Gavia stellata (red-throated loon) is the source of this 1819-nucleotide messenger RNA. It is a transcript of the gene SPR, whose product is annotated as sepiapterin reductase. Gene Ontology annotation, biological process: tetrahydrobiopterin biosynthetic process. The transcript is spliced from 3 exons. Lineage: Eukaryota; Metazoa; Chordata; Aves; Gaviiformes; Gaviidae. The record is from RefSeq and is a predicted model, not a curated record. Gene Ontology annotation, molecular function: sepiapterin reductase (NADP+) activity. Bases 1 to 825 code for a protein of 274 amino acids.
AUGGAGCCGGGGCCGGGGCCGGGGCCGGGAGCGGGCCCCGGGCGGUGGGGCGCGGCCGCCUGCGUGCUGACCGGCGCCUCCCGGGGCUUCGGGCGCAGCCUGGCGCGGCUGCUGGCUCCGCGGCUGGGCGAGGGCUCGGUGCUGCUGCUGCUGGCGCGCUCGGCGGCGCCGCUGGCCGAGCUGGCGGCCGAGCUGCGGGGCGGCGGCACCGGCGCCGGGCUGCGGGUGGAGUGCGUGGCCGCCGACCUGGGCUGCGAGCAGGGGCUGCGGCGGGCGGCCGCUGCCCUGCGGGAGGUGCUGCCCGCCGCCCCGCCAGGCCGCCUGCUCAUCGUCAACAACGCCGGCUCCCUGGGAGACAUCUCCAAAUCCUUCCUUGAUCUCACCAACCCAGAUGAGAUCAACAGCUACUUUGCCUUCAACGUCACCUCGGCGCUUUGCCUCACCUCCACUGCCCUGCAAGCCUUCGGGAAGCGGCCCGGCUCGAGCAGGACGGUGGUGAACAUCUCCUCGCUCUGUGCCGUGAAGCCCUUCAAGAACUGGGCGCUGUACUGCAGCGGGAAGGCUUCCCGGGACAUGAUGUUCCAGGUGCUGGCGCUUGAGGAGCCUGAUGUCCGUGUGCUCAACUAUGCUCCAGGUCCUCUGGACACGGACAUGCAGCUCUUGGCCCGGACUAAGACCGGAGACCCUGAGAUGCGUCAGUAUUUCCAAAGCCUGCAGGAAAGUGGCCAGCUGAUAGACUGCACUGUGUCAGCCCAGAAGCUGGUGAAUCUCCUGGAGGAGGACACCUUCCGCUCCGGCGCCCACGUGGAUUUCUACGACGUCUGAGUUACUCUCACCUCCACCCUCGCCUUCACUCUUUGCUUUCUGCUUCUGUCCGCCGAGCUGCGUCUUGGGUGCCUCCGGCGUGUUUGGUGACCUCGUUUGAGUCCAGGGUGCUUUGCAGCUUUUAAGAGAAGACCUCUGGGUGCCUUAAUAAUCCUAGUGCCCCACUGGGGAUGGGGGGAAGCUAUUGCUUUGCUGCGCUGUAGCCAUUCAGCCCUCCUGCGUACCCGCUGCCAGGAGUGGGGAUAUCUCAGCUGUAGGGCAUGGGGGAACAGAGCUGGCUUUUCCAAGGGAAUGGGCAUGGAAUUCUUAAAGCUGUCCUGCACAGGAGUGCGUGUGAGCCAAGGAAGUACUGAGGCACGCGAGGCCAGGUCAGAAAGCCACCCCAGAAGGUCUUGAAGAAGCCAACAGUAGGGUUAGUAGAGCUCAGUGUCCCCACAUCUGUCCCCUUUGCCCCGCAGGAGCUGUAUGCUCAGCACCUGAGCAAGUCACCGAAGGGCAAAAGAGCUAUUCCUGGGGCUGGAGGUGGUGGCUGUCACCCCAGAGCCCUGACUCUCCGUCCCAUCUCACCAGUGGCUUGUCCAGACUUUCCUGCAGUUCUGGGAUCAUCUCUGCGCAGGAUCUGUGUAUUAAGACGUGGAGCAAAGCCCGUCCCUGUGGUUUUUUGCACAAAGGCAAUAUAUCACCGGGGUGGGGGGCUGCCCAUGGAGGAGGUGUGAAUUUUGGGUGCCUGGCUGAGGUCACCAGCUUACGUAAACCUGUGCACAAGCGCAGCACGGGUUGGAGCGCAUCUGAGACAUGGCUCUGAGUUCAUGUAAUGCUCCUGUUAGCAGGUUGUGGGUCCAAGCCUGGAUCUGGGGCUUCAGCCCCUUCUGGGUUGUUCUUUUAAUUAUUUGUGGGGUUUUAGCCUCAUUUUUUCAUCAGAUUCCAGGAGGCACAGGCGCUUAUAGACUUGCCCUUCUAGAAAGCAGCUGAUCUGCAGCGUGUGAUGAUGAGA